Molecule: messenger RNA, 549 nt
Organism: Perkinsus marinus ATCC 50983
Lineage: Eukaryota; Perkinsozoa; Perkinsida; Perkinsidae
Product: 60S ribosomal protein L3, putative
Exons: 1
Coding region: 1-549 (182 amino acids)
Biological process (GO): ribosomal large subunit assembly; translation
Cellular component (GO): cytosolic large ribosomal subunit; ribosome
Molecular function (GO): RNA binding; structural constituent of ribosome
Source: RefSeq, a predicted model, not a curated record
AUGUCUCAUAGGAAGUUUGAGGUCCCCCGUCACGGGUCAUUGGGUUUCUUGCCUCGCAAGCGUACCCGCCAUCAUAAGGGUAAGGUAAAGUCGUUCCCCAAGGAUGACCAGUCCAAGCCCUGCCACCUUACUGCCUUCAUGGGCUACAAGGCUGGCAUGACCCAUAUCGUCCGUGAUGUCGAUAAGCCGGGUUCUAAGCUUCAUAGGAAGGAGGUUGUUGAGGCCGUCACUGUCUUGGAAGCUCCUCCUAUGGUCUGUGUUGGUUUCGUUGGUUACGUCGAGACCCCCAACGGUCUUCGUGCUCUCACCACUGUGUGGGCAAAGCACUUGUCCGAUGAGGUCCGCCGUCGUUUCUACAAGAACUGGUAUCACUCCAAGAAGAAGCUUUCAGCAAGUACCAAGAGAAGGACCAUGACGCUGAGGUCCAGCGGUGUAAGAAGUACUGCCAGGGUUGUGCGUGCCAUCAUGCACACCCAGGUCAGCAAGGUGAAACUCACUCAGAAGACGCCCACAUUGUCGACGUCAGGUCAACGGUGGCUCUGUAUCUGA